CACCCAAACAUUCUUAUGUUGCAUGAAGUGGUUUUUGACAGAAAAUCUGGUUCUCUUGCACUAAUAUGUGAACUUAUGGACAUGAAUAUUUAUGAGCUAAUACAAGGGAGAAGACACCCAUUAUCAGAAAAAAAAAUUAUGCACUAUAUGUACCAGUUAUGUAAAUCCCUUGAUCAUAUGCACAGAAAUGGAAUAUUUCACAGAGACGUAAAACCAGAAAAUAUACUAAUAAAGCAAGAUGUCCUGAAAUUAGGGGACUUUGGGUCCUGCCGGAGUGCCUAUUCCAAGCAGCCCUACACAGAAUAUAUCUCUACCCGCUGGUACCGGGCCCCCGAGUGUCUCCUCACUGACGGCUUCUACACGUACAAGAUGGACCUGUGGAGCGCUGGCUGUGUGUUCUACGAGAUCGCCAGUCUGCAGCCCCUCUUCCCUGGAGCCAACGAACUGGACCAGAUCUCAAAAAUCCACGAUGUCAUCGGCACGCCUGCUCAGAAGACCCUCACCAAGUUCAAGCAGUCGAGAGCUAUGAGUUUUGAUUUUCCUUUUAAAAAGGGAUCAGGAAUACCUCUACUGACAACCAAUUUGUCCCCACAAUGCCUCUCCCUCCUGCACGCAAUGGUGGCCUAUGAUCCCGAUGACAGGAUUGCUGCCCACCAGGCUCUGCAGCAUCCCUACUUCCAAGAACAGAGGGCAAUUGAGAAGCAGGCUCUGGCCAGCCACAGAAAGGCUUUCUUUCCAGAGCACCCUGUGGCACUGGAACCACUCGGUAACAACUGGCAAAUUCCAAAGGAGGGCAGAAAACAGAAACAGUCCCAAAAGCAAGAGGAGGACCGUCCCAAGAGACGAGGAGCAGCGUACCUCAUGGAACUGCCCAAACUGAAGCUUUCAGGAGUGACCAAACUGUCAUCAUACUCCAGCCCCGAGUUGCAGUCAGUGUUUGGGUCUGCAGCAAAUGGGAGAGCCCCGGUGUUGAGACCCUGGAAGUGCGCUGGCGUGGACCAGAAGACAGAUAUGCAGAAGGACAUUAAGCCGAACCUGAAACAGUGUCGCUUGCCCACAAUAGAAAGGAAAGGGGGAAGAUACUGA
Molecule: messenger RNA, 1086 nt
Organism: Cynocephalus volans (Philippine flying lemur)
Lineage: Eukaryota; Metazoa; Chordata; Mammalia; Dermoptera; Cynocephalidae
Gene: MOK
Product: MOK protein kinase
Exons: 10
Coding region: 16-1086 (356 amino acids)
Biological process (GO): protein phosphorylation; intracellular signal transduction
Cellular component (GO): cytoplasm; nucleus
Molecular function (GO): protein serine/threonine kinase activity; ATP binding
Source: RefSeq, a predicted model, not a curated record